Molecule: messenger RNA, 3328 nt
Organism: Gymnodraco acuticeps
Lineage: Eukaryota; Metazoa; Chordata; Actinopteri; Perciformes; Bathydraconidae
Exons: 12
Coding region: 127-1380 (417 amino acids)
Biological process (GO): regulation of gene expression
Cellular component (GO): nucleus
Molecular function (GO): POU domain binding; DNA binding
Source: RefSeq, a predicted model, not a curated record
CAGGCAGUGGGCGUGGUCGUCAUCCUAUUAUGAUGGCAGACUGAGCGUCUACCUGACAAACAGGUGCAGUCAACUCGGUGAGCGGUUCGAGCUUUGCCCAGCCACAGGAAUUGGUAGUUGUACAACAUGGGAGGACGGUGCAAACUAAAGGAGCUCGAAGAAAGAGGUUAUGAAACAGCCGACAUUGGGGCAGUGCUCUCUCCACAGCCAGACUCACCUGUUCACGGCGAGACUUUCCAGGAUGUGGGCGGUAAACGAAAAGGUGAAAAAUGUUCCAGUUAUGAUGGUGACAAGGUCUACCUUGGGGUCCGUGUCAAAAUGCCAGUAAGGGAUCUACUGAAAAAGAUCCGCAUAGACCAAGGCUGGGAAGAUAAAGACUUACAGGAGAUAUACAGCAAAACAGUCAAAGGAGGCAAGCAACGAGUCAAAACUCGCAGGGGACGCCGAACCGCCAAGAGAAAAGGCUCCACACAGAGCCUGGAGGAGCUGGCAAUUAUCGUGGAGGUGCUAGAGGAGGACCUCAGGACUGGCAGCAUCUGCCACUCCCCGCCACCUCUUAUGUCCUCUCCAACUGGCUAUAACAGUGAUGAUUCUGAUGAGAUGAUCCCCAGCCCCCAGUCCUACAUGAGUUACUCCCCCCUCCCAAUGGACUACCAGCAGACCUUGUCCCCUGAUGGCGUCAUGCACACCAGCCUCCAGCCUUCCAGCAUGGGAAACUUUGGGAGAAGAGGGAAGUGUGUCGACCCCCAGAACCACGACUGGAACCUGAACAACUCCUCUUACUUCCUGGCUCAGCUUAAGAAAGAGGAGAUCCAGCUCAUGGACGUCUCAAACGCCGUACUGCUCGCUCCCGAUGAACACGGCAGGACAGCCUUCCAUAAAGUGGUAUGCGUCGGGAAGAGGGCGCUAGGCUACGCUAUCGCAAAGAGGAUGGCUGCGCUCAACAGCCUGGACCUCAAAGACUCUGAUGGAAUGACCGCCCUGCUCCAUGCAGCAAAGCACAACCAGCACCUGAUGGUGGCAGAUCUGAUCCGUCUCGGGGCCAACGUUAAUGAGACCAACAACCUAGGAAAGACCUGCCUGCACCUCAGUGCUGAGAAAGGCUACAUCAGAGUCCUGGAGGUUCUAAAACAAACAAUGAUGGAUGGUGUGUAUGUCGACGUCGAAGCCACUGAUAGCUACGAAAUGAGCGUCAUCCAGUGCGCUUCUGUGGCUCUGAAGGCCACCGUACGUCAGCUAAAUAGCAGCAUGACCCCGAGUCAAAGCAGACUCCAAAUGCUGCGCCAGGAGCAGAUGAUGGAGACGCUGGAGUGUCUGCUGCAGAUGUGCAGCUACCUUCAUACCAUGGGGAGCCUGAGUUUUCAAUCUCGAAUUGGAUGACUCCCUGGUAGUUCGGCCCGGCAGGGCUUUACGGAGACCCGACAGUAAUGUUCUGAGUUGGUUCAGGCUUAAAUUCAAAUGGAGAGUUUCAUUUCUCUCUAAACUUGAGUUUUGGCCAUUUAGGUAAAGCAUCUGGAGUUUUGUGUGUGGUAAAAAUGCCUGACUUGCAAUCAGGUGUUUUUUGUAACCCGCACAGAAACGUUAGAUACCCAUAAGUUUGGUUUCUGUGAAACUUCCAUUGUUUGUUACAUUAGAGUAACAAGUUGUCCUCAGUUAGUGUGUCCGUGGAGAUUUAAAUGUACAAUUCUAUGAGAAUAUUUUUUAUUAUGAUAAACAAUUGGCUUUUUGGACCGUCUAGGGUCAACUAUUGUUUUAUAAGGCUGAAGAAGUGCCAUAAAACAAUGUUUUAUGUAAUAUUGUAAUAUUAAGGGAGCACUGAACCACAGUUUGUAGUUCAGUGCUGUAUACAGUAUUCCAAAAUGCCUGUGAUUACAUGAACAGGAUUAUUCUCUUGGAAGAACAAGAUAAUUUCUCAUAGAUUUUCCAUGUCAAAUCUUAUAAAGGACGUUUGUACUGAGGACUUUUAAAUAAGUAUUUUAUGGUGAUGGGUAGUAAAUCCACUUUUUAUUUGAGUGUCAUAUGUGUUGUUCCUACUGGGAGUAUGCAGUUUAAUCUCUCUGUGUUCUAUAGAGAAGCAUUAAAAAUGUGUUUAGCCUAGCUAGCUUAGCUCAAAGACAUGACGCAGGGGGAAAUGCAAGGCUAGAAAAGUCAAAAAUGACAAAGUACUUAUCGUAUCAUCUGUAUUCAAUACGGGCAGAAUAAAAUAAAAACAUUGUGGCCUGACAAAUGGUUAUCUUAAGCAUCAGAGCUAACAAACCUUGCAGCAGUGACGCAGCAUUUUUUGAAAUCUUGUCAUUAUAGUUGUCAGCUUUCCCCAAAUAAAACAUAGUUGAUUUAUUACUGUACUGGUAGUUAGCCAGCUAGCUAACAAUACACAACAUGUAAAUAAGGCAAUAGUAAGAGUUUCAUAGAAUGAAUAUCGUUCCUUGACUUAUAGCUGGGUCUGUGGUCUGUACCUUGCAUUCAGUCUUUGCGCUAAGCUAAACAUGUCUGACAAAUGCAUAACCCACCCCUCUGUCCAUCUGAUUGGCCUACCGUUAUGUCCUUACAGAGAUACAUUUUAAAUAUAUAUAUAUUUGGUGUUGGGUCACUGAUGUAGACCAUUCAAAGCUUUUAAAUAAACUAGUAUUAGCAUAUUAUAACUUUUUACAGUUUUUUUAGGUGUAAUAAAUUGAUCCUCAGAUUCGUUUAAGACAUAUGAGUUUAGUUUGUUAUUAUUUUAAUAAAUCAUAAAUGUUCAUUUCUGGGUUAAACUUAACCCAGAAAUGAAAGCAAAAUUCCCUGUGUAGACUCUAUAAGAGGUUCUGUGAUGACCUGAUCUUAGUCUUCUAUACUCUUUUUUUACUGUUAAAAAGAUGGGAGUAUUUUGCCAUGCUAGAUGUACUGUAGUAGACCACAGCUUGUAUGACAUGUAUUGGUUUGGAACGAAACUUUAGUCGUGAACUUAUUUAACCUUGAAUUAAAUGUCUGGGUGUUUUUCUAUGACAGUUUCAUACAUAUUCAUUUAUAUGGUUAUAAUGUGAGGGGUUAUAUAUUAUAAGGAAUUAAUAGUUCUCUGAAAGUGCAAUUUUUCAGUUAUGCUCAUUAUUUUACCUUUGUAUUUAUCCACCAAGUGAACAAUGUUUUUUCUCUUUUCAAAGUUGAAAUUGUAUGAAAAGUUUUGUUUAACUGAAAACUUGAGUCAUGUGAUUCUGGUUUAUAACCAAUUAUAUCUUGUAUUUGUAUUACUUUAUAAGUCAUGUGAUUGGUGGUGGGCAUGAUGCAUGCUGUUUUAACAACAUGUGAGUUUUCAUCAUUAAAAAACUCUAUAAACUUUUGGUUUAUUGAA